Messenger RNA from Malaya genurostris, 1787 nucleotides. RefSeq lists its product as uncharacterized. The transcript is spliced from 3 exons. Bases 361 to 1647 code for a protein of 428 amino acids. Lineage: Eukaryota; Metazoa; Arthropoda; Insecta; Diptera; Culicidae. Gene Ontology annotation, molecular function: protein binding. The record is from RefSeq and is a predicted model, not a curated record.
GGCAUUAUUUUUCGGAUGAAGUUGUUCAACGGAAUACUGCUUAAUCAAAUAGCUAUCGAUCAUUUUCUUAAUUCUGAGUGUUCUCCGAACUUUCAUCGAAUGCGAAAUAUUAGCAGUAAAAUUCAACCAAAUAUUAAUCCACCAUAAAAUACACAAGCAUAACUCAAAAGUGAAUCACAAACACCGAAAAAGUGCAAAAUUUUUACUUUCUCAUACAGUGGAUAUAAAAUUAAAUUAGAUUUUAAUUCCACGGUAAAAAUAGUAUGCUUUAUAGAUAGAUCGUUUUUAUUUGCUAAAAGUAAUGUAUUGUUAACUAUUUGUAUAACACAUAAAACAUAAGCAGCAACAGUACCAUGAUCGAUGGACACUAAAAAGAUUUGUUUGCUAGAAAUGUUGAAAAGAACGCGUGCCCAACGGAAAAUAUAUCCGAAUGAUACCAACAUUGACCAGUUUCCAGACAGUAUCCUUUUGGAGAUAUUCCGUCGUCUUCCACGCUAUGCUGUUUUGCCGGCUACGCUGGUUUGUCGUCGUUGGUGUGUAUUGAUUAAUUUAAGCUCCUUACUUGACUCGUUUACCCUUAAAGUUUGCCCCAAAAAGAACGAAGAUUUAUGUCUCGAAUACGAGUACUAUCUAAGCCGAUCGGAACGAAAGUAUCGCAAGGCAGAUGUUGUGAUCUAUGGGCAACAUUCGUUCCUCGUUGCUGUUAUUGCUCUGCGUAGAUUAGGUCAGCAUUUGACCGAACUGAAACUUACACUCGAUCAGUGCAACUAUCCGACUUACUUUCAGCGUCAUUUCGAGCGAAUGAAAGAACUCGAAAUGGGUUUGGAAGAGUAUGAACAGAUGUUAUGGGAACAGGAGGUGGAUAGCUACGACCGUUGCUUGAGACCUAUAGCUACGCCAAAGGAAGAGGAUGUACUGAAACAGCCUGAGCCUGAAGAAACGAUUCAGGAAUAUCGUCGAAUAGAGGAGGUUUUUCUGUCGUUUGUUUAUCGACAUUGCUGUGGACUUCAAAAGUUAAUAAUAAAACAAAUAAGAAGCCAUUGGGAUGUCCGGACUAAGGUUCUUUUAUACGAAGGUGUAGAGAUGGAACAUCUGGUUGAGUUAGAAGUCUGUGGAACAGGUUUUAUGAUUUUAGCGGACAGUCCUGAGCUAAAAAGUCUUACAGUGCAAGGAGUUACAACCGGUGUUUCAUUCUACUAUGGAUUGCGACACGCUUUUCCAAAACUGAAACAGCUUGAAAUUGUCAACGAUUACCUGUUCGAUGACCAGUGUCUUUGGGCAAUCUCCAGACGUUGUACGCAACUUGAGGAAUUGUCAUUGUCUUUCAUACACAGUACCGUAAGUCAGCAAGCAUUCCGAUAUAUUCAACGAUUGAAACGACUAAAGAAGCUGUCGAUUUGCCUACAAGGCCCUUAUCAUCAUGCUGAUUUCGCAUUCGCAGACUGGCCAAAAUUGAAAAUUGAGAAACUUUUUAUUACAACCGAUGAGUUACGAGUUGAUAGUAUUCGCGAGAUUCUGUUGCGAAAUGAGAAUUUGGUGGAAUUCGUAGUAACUACUCGGAGACGCAUAGCGUACAGUACGCUGCACAAACUACAACAAACUCGACCGACUUGCGAGUUGACAUACCGCCAGCAGUGCAGUAUUUAGUAAAUCGGACGAGUAAACCAUCUAUUUUGUAUGUUGAUAAUCUAACUUAAUGUUUUUAUUAUUCUUUGAUGUUGAUUCUUUAUUUUGAUUUGUUAUUUGUACCAUGAUAAAUAUGUGGUACGUUAAAUACCGAUACGAAU